AAUAAGAUCGACUUUGUGAAGUCAAACAUAAUUUGUCGGUUUUGAAUUUACUUCCUGUACUUCAACAACUGCGGCUUACUUGAGCUUGCAAGCGGCACUUCAUAUCUUGAUGAUAUCCUCUUCUUAGUUUUUAUCACGUUUCAUUCAAUGGAGAUUGUUCAAGACCAGCAGCUACAAAAUACAGAUGAUGGAAAACUGCACGACUCUAACAGAAGCACAGAUGUCACCCAGAAACUUCAACAUGCAAGAUUCGAAAAAUGCAAAUGGUGGUUGCGUGUGUCCCUCUACAUAAUCUUUCUUCUGGCAGGCCAAUCUGCAGCUACUCUUCUGGGAAGGUUAUACUAUGACAAUGGUGGUAAUAGCAAAUGGAUGGCAACUUUUGUUCAAUCAGCUGGAUUCCCUGUACUUUUCCCACUCCUUUUUUACUUCUCAACAAGAAAGCAGGACAAAUUAACUAACGAGCUCAACAAUGAUUCCCACAAAGCAAAACCAAAAUUUUGUACCAUUGUUUUCCUCUACCUAGCUUUUGGCUUAAUUCUGACAGGGGACAACUUGAUGUAUUCCUAUGGACUUCUAUAUCUCCCUCUUUCCACCUAUUCUCUGCUGUGUGCAACCCAAUUAGGCUUCAAUGCAGUCUUCUCUUUCUUCCUCAAUUCGCAGAAAUUCACAGCAUUCAUAUUCAAUUCUAUAGUCCUCCUUACGAUAUCAGCUUCCCUGCUUGCAAUCGAUGCUGAUUCUGAGGAUCAAAUGGGACUUUCCAGAGAAAAACAUAUAAUUGGGUUCUUCUGCACUAUUGGUGCAUCAGCUACAUUUUCUUUAUAUCUCUCUCUUGUGCAGCUUUCUUUUGAGAAGGUUAUCAAGAGAGAAACCUUUACUGUUGUGUUGGACAUGCAAAUUUACCCAUCUUUGAUUGCUACAUGUGCUUGUGUUGUGGGUUUGUUUGCAAGUGGAGAGUGGAAAAGUUUGAAGCAGGAGAGUAAGGAUUAUGAGAAGGGAACGGUGUCAUAUGUGAUGACUCUACUUUGGACUGCUGUGACAUGGCAAAUAUCGUCUAUUGGUAUGCUGGGGUUGAUUUUUGAGGUAUCUUCAUUGUUUUCAAAUGUGAUAGGUACCUUGUCAUUGCCCAUUGUUCCCAUCCUUGCAGUGAUCUUCUUCCAUGACAAGGUGAAUGGGGUGAAGUUUAUAGCCUUGUUGUUAGCAGUGUGGGGCUUUAUGUCUUAUGUGUAUCAACAUUAUAUAGAUCACAAAAAAGCCAAGGCAGAUAGGGUUUCACUGGCUGAGGUAGAAAUUUGCUGAUUGUAGAAUGGGAUGGACCAAAUUUUGAUGAAAUUAUUAUAACCAGUUGAAUGACUCUGUUGAUGUUGCUAUUGCAAUUUUGUGAAUUGUGUUUAGUG
Vigna unguiculata (cowpea) is the source of this 1394-nucleotide messenger RNA. Its product is annotated as putative purine permease 11. The record is from RefSeq and is a predicted model, not a curated record. Gene Ontology annotation, molecular function: purine nucleoside transmembrane transporter activity. Gene Ontology annotation, cellular component: membrane. NCBI's taxonomy places the organism in Eukaryota, Viridiplantae, Streptophyta, Magnoliopsida, Fabales, Fabaceae.